Gadus morhua (Atlantic cod) is the source of this 3926-nucleotide messenger RNA. RefSeq names its product 5-azacytidine induced 2 (gene azi2). The record is from RefSeq and is a predicted model, not a curated record. Gene Ontology annotation, cellular component: cytoplasm. The transcript is spliced from 8 exons. NCBI's taxonomy places the organism in Eukaryota, Metazoa, Chordata, Actinopteri, Gadiformes, Gadidae. Bases 191 to 1486 code for a protein of 431 amino acids.
UGGAAGUGUCGUCUGGCUUCCUUUGUUUUUCAACCCAGAGACGGAUCGCCACUUCCCCCCCCCCCCGCCCCCCGACGGUGAAAAUAUCUAUACCCAUGCACGACAACACACACAUCGACGACGACGCGACACACACUCGACCGUAAUUUGAGACGCCCUGCCCUCUGCUGCCGCGCGGGCCUGUGCAGGCAUGGAGCCCCUGACAGUAGACGAUGACAUCUGCAUCCUCAAGCACGAGACGGCGUACGGCGUGGCCGGGGAGAGCCCCGUGUCGGUGUGCGCCGGCGACGAGUCGGUGGCGUCGCACUUCGCCCUGGUGACGGCCUACGAGGACAUCAAGAAGCGCCUGAGGGACACGGAGAGGGAGAACACGCUGCUGAGGAAGAGGGUGAAGCAGCUGGAGGAUAAGCUCUUCAGGCCAGACGCCCCCCCAACCGAAGGCCCCCAGUACGUGAACAAGGCCUUCAGUGCUUACCGAGGCAUCUACAUCGAGAAGGAGGACCUGCAGCUGGAGCUCAACAAAGUGAAAAAGGAGCGGAGUGAGAGCGAGCGGCAGCUGAACGAGCAGCUCCAGGCCAGAGAGAUGGAGCUGCUCCAGCUGAGGACAGAGAUGGAGACCAGCCAAGGUACAGUGAUGAAGAGCCUGACCAGCCCCCAGGACUACUGGCAGGUGGAGGGGGCCAACAGCGAGCUGCAGAUCCACAAGCUGCAGCUGGAGCUGGAGAGGGUGACGCUGGAGAACGGCAAGCUGCUGGAGCGCUACGGGGAACCCCAUGGCCUCAACGGACCGGACUCUGAUCAGGACUCCGACGUGGCGUACAACAUAAGGGAGAGGGGCAUGCAGCAGAUGUACCAGGUGCUGUGCGGUGAGAUCUCCCGCCUCCACGCAGAACUCAAGCACCAAUCACGGCUGGUCAGGCAUCUCCGACCGCUGCUCAACGACAACCGAGAAGGUGCCUCCGCGCUCCCCAUCCAGUGCCUGGACGACGUGGAGAAGAACAACAACCACCACCGCCGCCGCCAGCACCCCCCCCCCCUGCUGCGGGUGUCCGUGCCUCACCCCCCCACCACCGCCUCCUCCGGCUCCAGCACCACCCCGGCCCUCGGGGCCCCGUCGGGCCCCCCGUUGCUGGACGGACUGCGCGAGGACUGCUGGUACAACGGGCCGUGGCCCGGACGUCCCAGCGCGGCCCCGCCCACCGCAGCCGCCGCCGGCACCAACACUGCCGGGGGCGCCGGCCCCGGCUGCGAGGCCCCCCCGGAGAGCGGGGACCCCAGCUCCGUGCUGCUGCCCCCCCCGCCCCUCAACCAGGCCUCCCUGGACGACAGCUCCCGCUCCUUCCCCAGCCCCCCCAAGCCCAGCGACGCCCUGUUCUGGGAGGGGCACUCUGCCGCCUCCGCCGCCGCCUCCAGCUCCUCCUCCUCCUCCAUAGGGAGCUGCACCCCGCGGAGCCCCCCCAACGCCGAGUGGGCCAAGCCCUACUGAGCCCCCCCCCCCCCCUCCCCGAGGGACAGAUGGGUGGGGCGAAGGAGAGGACGAGCGAACCAUGGGAUCCUUCGGCCCUGCCGCAUAGCUACCACCUCACCUGCCUUACGAUAAGAACAGUCCUCUUGACCAAACUGGAUUGAACUGGAUCCACGUUGCCGGAUAGGGGCAGGGGGGGGGGGGGGGGCUGUCAUGAGUCACUGCCCUUUGAACAUGGCUCCCCUUUGUGGUCGGUCUUUUCCCACCACGUCGGUUGGUGGGGAACACGUCUGACUUCUGACUGAUAAAAAGAACGAAGAAACUGGGUGUUAGGUCUGCGCGUGCAUUUUAUGUUGCGUGUGUGUAUGGGAGCCUCUAGGGUACGUGUGUGUGUGUGUGUGUGUGUGUGUGUGUGUGUGUGUGUGUGUGUGUGUGUGUGUGUGUGUGUGUGUGUGUGUGUGUGUGUGUGUGUGUGUGUGUGUGUGUGUGAGUCUAGAAUUAAGGGUGCUUCUAGUGUGUGUGUGCGUGCGUAUAUGGGUGCCUCUAGUGUGUGUGUGUGUGCGUGCGUAUAUGGGUGCCUCUAGUGUGCAUGUGCAGCUGUGUUUGUGUGUGUUUGUGUCUGUCUGCAUCUGUGUCUGUGUGUGGGUGCCUCUUGUGUGCGUGUGCAGCUCUGUGUGUGUGUAUAGGUGCCUCUUGUGUGCGUGUAUGGGUGCCUCUUGUGUGCACGUGCAGCUCUGCGCGGGGGCACCUCCUCGCCUGGCAGCGUCCACUCACCUAAUAAAUCUCGACAGGGCUCUACACGCCUCUCCAUCCAACGAAGGAUCUUAUAAUAGAGCUAGAACUUGUUGUUUUUUUUAACUAUAAACUCUGUACUCUCUCUCUCCAAUGUAAGUCUGUUUAUAUUGGACCGUUGUAAAGUAGAAAAGGGGGCUUGGCCUCCCGUGGUUGUUGGAUGCCCAUGUGAAGGAUGUUUUGUUUGCGUACCGUGGUGGCUAAUAUACAGUAAACCUUUUUAAGGGAAGAGCUUCAUUCCAAAGUGUAAGGAAGAAUUUAUUUAUUUAUUUUAAUCUUUUUUUAAUAGUUCCACACACUUUUUUCACUAGCUGGAUCAAGUAAAAAAAACGACCAAGGCAUGUUCAGGCCAAAAAAAAACAUGUUUGUUUUUUUGGGAACUAUAAUCUGAUUGACAUGUUUGUUCUAACAGAAGCCUUUUUUUGUAAUUUAUUUGUAAUUAUUAGAUAAUAAUCACCAAGGUGGUCAAUUUCAUCAAAAAACUGGAUGAAUUUCAACUUCAACCUCACUGGUACCAAAAAAAAACGACAAAAAUGUAAAAGAAUUCCAACAAUGGCUCAACUGUUUACACUUUCACAAAAUUCUACAUCUCAAGCCUCCUGAAUCUCAUGCCACACAUUUUACAUAAAUCUCUCAGCGCUGAUGUGGAACACCAUCAUGUGCGCUGUGGUUUUAUUUCUCUCUUCUUCUUUCGAGUGAAAUUGUAACGGGGACGUUGAGACGCAAGGCCUGGGUAUUUUAAAAGUUGUUUCGUGGUAGAAAAACUUACAUAUUUUGUGAUCGUAACCGAAAAGUAAAAACGGUUGAACUUAAACUUGAGUGUAUUGAAGGGUUGUCAUGCUGCACUGGAUUGUUAUCGCAUUUAUUUUAUUUUGCUUUCUCAGUGCUCCCACAAACCUUUUCGCUGUUGUGUAAUUACGAAAGUUCAUCAAGUAAAACUGUGUUUUGAAAGAAAUAAGAAAGAAUCUGGAAAGCGCUUGUAAUAAGCAAAACAAUCCUCGGACACAAUUGUAUGUACACUGCAACACUGGAACGAACAAAAAAGAGCCCAUCAAGUGUGAAUACCAUGUGAAGCCUUCAUGGGUAGUAUAGAAGGACAAGGUUUCAGUCAGUAUAUAGGGGAACACACCACAAAAACGUAUCGCAGUAAACUAUAUCAAUGUAUAUGACAGGCUUUUUAAAGUAUUUUUUAUGGUUUUGUUUCAUCCGCAAGGCCAGAUUUAUGUACUCCUCCAGACAAAUUGAUUUAGCCUAGCUGAACCACCAGCCCAACCACCCUCCAGAUUUUCAGUGUGUUCAAGAGUCGUCUGCCUUUUUGGGGGUGGGGGAAGUGGUGGGUGUGGGGAUGCCUGGUGAAUAUUCAACCUGUAUAGUAAUGUGAGCCAUGGCUUUGACACGUAGUGGGAGCGCGGAGCACACAAGUCUGUGGUUGUGAAAAGAGAUUAUCGUCUGCUUCUCCUUAGGUCCUCGACUCUGGUUUGUCACACGAUCAAUGAUUCCUUGAUUUUUAAAACGAAAAAUGUUCUUUUACAGCUGCGGCAGUUUCAUACUUCUGUGAACGAUUUGCAAACCAAAAUGCAAUGUACAGUAGACAUGGAUUAUAUUUUAGAAUUAUUGCACUCAGACUGUUUGUAAAUAUGGCAAACUAAAAGAAGGAAUUAAUGAGUGU